Molecule: messenger RNA, 1446 nt
Organism: Salvelinus namaycush (lake trout)
Lineage: Eukaryota; Metazoa; Chordata; Actinopteri; Salmoniformes; Salmonidae
Product: zinc finger protein OZF-like
Exons: 3
Coding region: 1-1263 (420 amino acids)
Biological process (GO): regulation of transcription by RNA polymerase II
Molecular function (GO): RNA polymerase II cis-regulatory region sequence-specific DNA binding; DNA-binding transcription factor activity, RNA polymerase II-specific
Source: RefSeq, a predicted model, not a curated record
AUGGCCCCGCCUCCUGUCGCCCUAAGUGCAGCACCUCCCAGCUCCAUGGGCGUCGGCGCGGUGGUGAUGGGAGAUGGAAUCGACAGACCCCGAUCUGGAUGUCCGCGGGUAGCCAGCACGUUAUCCAGCCGGAUGGACAGGUCCGCCAGCUGCUUGAAUGUGAGAGUGGUGUCCCUGCAGGCCAACUCCCGACGGACGUCCUCGUGCAAACUGCACCGGCGGGUGGUCAAAGACUGCCCGAAAGCGGCGGGUGAAAUCCAUAAGGCGUUGGCCCACUCCAGGGCCUUCCCUGAGAGGCAGGAGACAAGGACGGCCACGCUCUCACGGCCUGAGGGAGCCAGGUGGACGCUAAAAAUACACCUAAAAAUACACACAGGAGAAAAGCUUUACUCCUGCUCUGACUGUGGAAAGAGUUUCUCUCAUCGGGACACCUUAAAAAGACAUGAACAUAUACACACAGGAGAGAAGCCUUACUCCUGCUCUGACUGUGGAAAGAGUUUCUCUCAUCGGGACACCUUAAAACAACAUGAACAUAUACACACAGGAGAGAAGCCUUACUCCUGCUCUGACUGUGGAAAGAGUUUCUCUCAUCGGGACACCUUAAAACAACAUGAACAUUUACACACAGGAGAGAAGCCUUACUCCUGCUCUGACUGUGGAAAGAGGUUCUCUCAUCGGAACACCUUAAAACAUCACGAACAUAUACACACAGGAGAGAAGCCUUACUCCUGCUCUGACUGUGGAAAGAGUUUCUCUGUACCAAGCAACCUAAAACAACAUGAACAUAUACACACAGGACAUAAGCCUUACUUCUGCUCUGACUGUGGAAAGAGUUUCUCUCAACCAAGCCACCUAAAACAACAUGAACGUAUACACACAGGAGAGAAGCCUUACUCCUGCUCUGAAUGUGGAAAAUGCUUCAAAACAUCAACUGCACUAAAAGUUCAUCAGAGAACACACACAGGAGAGAAGCCUUACUUCUGCUCUGACUGUGGAAAGAGUUUCUCUCGGCCAUGCCACCUAAAACAACAUGAACGUAUACACACAGGAGAGAAGCCUUACUUCUGCUCUGACUGUGGAAAGAGUUUCUCUCAACUGGGCACCUUAAAACAACAUGAACGUAUACACAAAAGAGAGAAGCCUUACUCCUUUUCGGACUGUGGGGCAAGUUUCUCUCGUCCGGACACCUUAAAACGAUCUGAACAUAUACACACACUGGAGAGAAGCCUUACUCCUGCUCUGACUGGAAAGUGUUUCUCUUGAAUGUGCCAUUUAAAAAGACACCAAGGGAAACAAGAGAGGAGCCUUACCACUGAUCUGACUGUAGAAAAUGUUAAAACACCAGCUGAGCUUAAAGGUCAUUAGAGAAAAGACAAAGGAGAGAAGCCUUUUUUAAAAAAAAAUUAUUUAACCUUUAUUUAACCAGGUAGGCAAAUUGAGAACACG